Nilaparvata lugens (brown planthopper) is the source of this 4276-nucleotide messenger RNA. Its product is annotated as transcription initiation factor TFIID subunit 3. Gene Ontology annotation, cellular component: transcription factor TFIID complex. The record is from RefSeq and is a predicted model, not a curated record. The coding region runs from base 245 to 3043 and encodes 932 amino acids. The transcript has 11 exons. NCBI's taxonomy places the organism in Eukaryota, Metazoa, Arthropoda, Insecta, Hemiptera, Delphacidae.
GUAGACUGUCGCCUACGUACACAGCGCACACAGUGCUGUGUUUGUGUACGUUUAGCAUUAAUUUUACAUUUUUCCGACGAUUUUCUUCUAAUUAGUAAUAAUAUUCUUGACAAUCACAUAUUGUGGGAAUGAUUAUACACAGUUUGUCUCAUAUGAAGUUAACAAAUAUGGAACUACACUUGACAUCAACUAGGUUGGACACACACAACCCAAUCUCCAUGAUUUGGGACUGGCUUUCAAAGACAUGGGAAUCACCACUGAUGAUCUUAGUGAAUACGUUGAAUAUGUUGCUACAAUACCUUCCCAGAGGGAAGUGCCCAAGUAUCCAGUGGAGAGAGAAUCUCAUCUUAAUCUGCUCAAACCGGGGAGUCAAGAAGUUGUUACACGUCCAGUGCACAUUCACGAACAUCUUCCGGCAAUGCAUCCUGAACUAGAGGAUGAAGACUAUGGAGUGAAAGCGGCCGCUUUAACAGUAGAUACUACAAUUGCAGAAUCAGAUUCACCUCCUCUCUCGAGUCCUAAAGCGAAUCCUUUCAAGAAACCAGGCGAUCCAGUUUCUCUAGAGUCUCCUCAGUUGAAGCGAGUCAGAUCAACUCUAGAAGAGGAAGGUCGACCUCUGCGUGAAAUCAGUAGUGUAAUGAUGACUACUUCAGGCUUUUUAUCACCUGCUCGCGAAGGAAAACUGCCUGAAGCCCGUACUCCCACCCCAUCAGUAGACUUUUUAGCGGCUCAAUCCUCAACCAGCUCCCCUCAAACCUCCUUUGGUCCCUCCUCCUAUCCCACAGUUCCACCUGAAGUAAAAGGCGAGAAAAAGAUAAAGAAAAAACCGUUCAUCGAACCUGUUAGGAAGGUAGAUGAACCUAAAGAAAAGGAUCACUUGCCAGAUUCGAUUAAUGAUGAUGACGAUUCUAAGGUUAAAAAGUUGGUCGGUAUGAAAGAGCUAUCGAAACUUAAAGCUUUGAAAUCUUUGAAAAUUAUGUCACAACAUUCCAAUCCCAACAUCACUAGCAAUACUCUUAAACAUCUGCCGAAAAUUCCCAAAUUCAGACAAAAUAACCCAACAUCUGGUGCGAAUCCUGUGCUUAGUAUGACUUCAAAAAUAAAGAAGUUUUCUAAUACCGGUAGCGGUUUUGUAAAAAUGCAUCAUGAUGGACCAUCGUCUGUUAUAUCUCAACAGAAAUUCAAUCCAUUUGAGAAGAUCAAAUCUAAUACUAGUAUUAGUAGUAGUAGUUCAACAUCUAUGAAUAUAGAUGGAAAACUAACUACGGAACCAGAUAGGCAAAAAUUGAAUAUAUUUAAGAAAAUAUCGAAAGUAAAGGAAGACAAAUUUGUAGAUCAUAGUGAGAAAUUCGAGUCUAAAGAUUCACGUGAGUCAAUAUCGAUGGCGGGAAGAAUGUCUUCCAUUUCGGAGGUGAUAGAGUCGGUUGUGCAGCGCAGCAUGAAAGAGUCAUUAGAGCCUUCACCUUUCACACCUGUAGCCUCGCAUUCGGACAAUGUCUACUCGGAUAAUGACACAUUUAUGUACGAUUCGCCACCUGGCACACCGCGCACUCCCGAAGUAAUCAUGCCUUCUCUUAAGAAGAGCGAAACGAAAAAACGCAAACGGGAUAAAGGCAAGGAUAGAAAGGAGAAAUUCAUGAAUUUCCCUCCAAGCCCUAAGAUGAAAUGUGAACCGCUGGAGACUGAAAUAAUCGAGAAACCGAAGACACCCGAGAUAGAAACUGUACACGAUAAUAUACCGAUUUUACCAACGCCUUCGCCGGUGUUUCCGUAUUUCCCCAGUUUCCCCCCAGCUCCUGGUCUUAUUCCACCUCCUAUUUCCGGCCUCUUUCCUCCCAGAUUCAAUCUAGACAAACAUGGGGCCCUCAUCCCUCAACAUAUCACACCCCCUCAUCUUCCACCCCGUCCUGAGCCAAAACCUUUCCCUCCUCCAUUAAAAAAACACUAUGUUCCUCCUCCUCCUCCUAAACCUCUUACUCCUCCUUCUCCUCCUCCUGCUCCUCCUAGGCCUCUUACCCCUCCUCCUCCUCCAUUGCCUACUACUCCCACUCUCCUCCCUCCUGUAUUAGCAGCCCCUGCACCAAUACCGCACGCGAAAACUGAAAUUGUAGAAAAGCCUGUUGUAGUCAAAGAAAAGGAGAAGGUUAAAGAAGAAAAGGAGAAAGUCAGAGAAGAAAAGGAGAAAGUUAAAGAAGAAAAGAAGAAGGAUAAGGAACAUAGGAAAGAUAAGAAAGACAAAAUAAAGAAGAAGAAAGACAAGAAAGAUAAAAUUAAGAAUAAAGACAAGAGUCUUAAGAAAAAAGAAAAAUUAAGGAAAGAGAAAGCACGUGAGAAAAAGGAGAGAAGAAGAGAAGAAAAACGACGUGAGAAGGAGAGGGAACAAUCAGCGCAAUCUACAGCAUCUGAAAAACCAGCAGUUGAUGUGACACCAUCGGUCUCAAAUGCCAAUGUGCCAAAGAUCACAUUGAAGCUGGGACCUCAGUCCCCACAGCCGUUUCCAUCUGAAACGCCACAUCGCAAAAUGCGAAGUGUCAUCAAGCCAGUUAAGAAACCAGAAGAAAUGGAAAAGGAAGAGAAGAAGGAGGUGGAACGUCCCAGAGAGCCUUCACCUGAGCUUGCACGAAUAUCAGCUCUGGUUACCACAAGGCCCACAAAACCCACAAAACAGAAGGCACCUCCCAGCUCCUCUCCCAGUGCAUCCAAAGCGAGCAAAGCCAACAUUCAUCAUCCUCCGGCUCCUUCAACUGCCGCUGAAUCAACUAAGCCCAAGGAACCUAAGAAACCUGCCCAAGAUCCAGUUCAAGAGCCACUGCCUUAUUACUAUGAUGAUGAAGGCACUCAAGUGUGGAUAUGCCCAGCAUGCGGAGGUCAGGAUGACGGUAGUCCAAUGAUCGGAUGUGAUGGGUGUGACGCUUGGUAUCAUUGGGUUUGUGUUGGAAUCCAAGUACCACCAGAAUCAAACGAUUGGUUUUGCAGAGUAUGCAUUUGUAAAAAAGAUGUCACCAGCGAAAAGAAAAAGAAAAUACGUAAAAAGAAAAUGUGAAACGUACCGCAACACACUGAAGGUUGAAAAUACCUAGUGUUAUCGGAAAUUUAGCCAAUUAUUUAAAUUUAGAAUAUCUAUGCUAUAGAAUUAAUAAUUCGAUUUAGGGAUAAGAAUUAUCAAACAAAAGGACUUUUGAAUGUCAAUCUGAGCUUACUGACUAUUGGUUGGCUCAAAUGACUGUUUGCUAGCUACAGAAUAGCUAGUAUCAAACUUGUAUUUUGGGCUCAUAACCAAGUUGAGUACUGUAGCUGUUUUUAUAUUUUCUAUGUAUUCGUACAUAAUUUCAUAGCAUAUUUGAAUAUCAAUCAAACUUUGUUGCAAUGUCAUAUAGUCAAGAGAUGAAAUGUUAUUAGUUCAAAUAAUUGCUAAAAGCUCUCUCCAUUCAAGAAUUUCCCGGCAUGGAAAUAAAAUAUUGUUUAGCUAGAAAAUUGAAAAGCAGUUAUUAUCCAGAUAUUGAUUAGAUUAAAAGUAUAGAUUAAUAUAUAAUCCUGGUUUUCCAAAAGAAAUUCUAAAUUAUUUUGAUCUUUCUAUGUGUGGAUAACUCUUUAUCUCAUUUAGGUAAGAUUUGUUGUUAUUAUUAUUAUAUUUUAUAUUAUAGUCAUAAUUAUUUCAGUUGUUAUUAUUUUCUAUUUCUCUUUAUUAACAGAAUUUAUUAAACUUAAAGUUUCCUUUUUAUUUACAAUAGUUGAAAAUCUGUCACAUCACAUAUUGAUUGUCUAAAUUACCACGUAAUAUUAUUUUAUUGAGAUUUUUUACAAAUUAUUUACUUUGUUGGAUAGUUAUAAGUGAGUUUUAUUUUGCCUUGAAGAGGUACAACAAAUAGUUAAGCCUUGAUGAUAAUCUGUAACAUUUUAAAUGAUAUAAAAUGCAUGUAUUAUAUAUUAUUGAUUAAGUCCAGAGCUACUUUUUAAGUGAUGACAUAAAAAGAAUAUAACACCCUUUUCAUACAUUAAAACACCUUUUACUUCUUAAAAAGAUCCAUAACAUGACUGAGAACUAUUAAAAAAUUGAAAUUCGCCAUAUAUUUCGGUUUUUAAUGAAUAAUUUGUAAUUCUACUGAAUAUUUUAAUGUUUACACCGGACGAUGGGAGUAUUACUCGAAAUACCUAGUUCAUUUAAUUUUUAAAAACUAUUUUAAGAAGUUUUUGUGUUUUUUUUAAGAUGUGAAAUCUGUUUUACAAUGUAUAAAAAUGGUCGUAUAUUCUAUUUAUUCAUUAAAAACAAUUUAGG